Chrysoperla carnea is the source of this 1267-nucleotide messenger RNA. RefSeq names its product protein king tubby 1 (gene ktub). Bases 14 to 1222 code for a protein of 402 amino acids. NCBI's taxonomy places the organism in Eukaryota, Metazoa, Arthropoda, Insecta, Neuroptera, Chrysopidae. The transcript has 5 exons. The record is from RefSeq and is a predicted model, not a curated record. Gene Ontology annotation, biological process: protein localization to cilium. Gene Ontology annotation, cellular component: cilium.
UUUUUUUACAGACAUGGAUUCAUUAAAUGUAAGAAAUUCGAAACUAGAACAGCAGAGACAAAUUAUGGAACAAAAAAUGCGUCAAAAAAGACAAACACCAAUUAUGGUACAAUCCACAAACAUUCGACCAUCAAGUUUAAGGGUUACUUCAGCGCAUCGGGGUAAAGAACUACACGCGUAUGAUGGGCCUAUGCAAUAUAUGAUGUCUCCAGAAAAUCCAGAUCAAUUAAAUAUAUCCGCAACACCUCAGGUUCAAGGGCUAGAUUUAGAUAUUGAAGAAAUGACACUACCUUCAAAUGAAACAAAUGAUGUCGAGGAUGAAGAGUCCACUCCAAUUCCACUUACACCUGAUAAUUGUUUGAAUUCAUCAAUUGUUCCGGCCAACGAACAGCCUACAUUUAUUAGUGCCCAACCCCAAGUGAGUGCAGAAUUGGAAGGUGAUAUUGAAGGAAAUGUAGAAAAAUUCGUACUAGAACCCGCAAAUCAAAAAAUGCUUUAUAAGUGUCGUAUAACACGAGAUCGUAAAGGAAUGGAUCGUGGCUUAUAUCCAACAUAUUUUUUACAUUUAGAACGUGAUUAUGGUAAAAAAGUAUUUCUAUUGGCAGGUAGAAAAAGAAAAAAGAGUACUACAAGUAAUUAUUUAAUAUCGACUGAUCCAACUGACCUAUCACGAACCGCGGAUUCAUUUGUUGGAAAAUUAAGAUCAAAUUUAUUAGGUACACAAUUUACAGUAUAUGACAAUGGUGUUGCACCACGUCGAAACGAUGGUCGAGGUGAUGGUCCAAGUGUACGACAAGAAUUGGCAGCUGUUAUUUACGAUACAAAUGUGUUAGGUUUUAAAGGACCUAGAAAAAUGACUGUUAUAUUACCAGGUAUGACACAAGAUUUUCGUCGUGUCGAUAUAAUUCCACAAGACGAUAGUGAAACGUUGUUAGAAAGUUGGAAAACUAAAAAUAUGUACAAAAUUAUUGAAUUACAUAAUAAAACACCAGUGUGGAAUGAAGAUACACAAAGUUAUGUAUUAAAUUUUCAUGGUCGUGUGACACAAGCGUCAGUGAAAAAUUUUCAAAUUGUUCAUGACAGUGAUGUUGAUUAUAUUGUUAUGCAAUUUGGCAGAGUCGCAGAAGAUGUAUUUACAAUGGAUUACCGUUAUCCAAUGUGCGCUUUGCAAGCCUUUGCAAUUGCCUUGAGUAGUUUUGAUAGCAAAUUAGCUUGUGAGUAAGAAAAAACAAAACAUACAAAUUUUUUGAAGUGAAUUAAAUUUAUA